AUGAAGCAUCCCGCGCUCGUUAUAGGUCUCCUUUGCGGACUCACGGCUGCAAAACCUACUAAGCUCAACACCUGGUCUAUCGGUCAGACGGUUUCCACCACCAGUGGCCGUGUCGUCGGCCACGCUGCUCAGGACGUCCCCGAUGUUUCCGAGUAUCUCGGCAUUCCGUUUGCCGCUGCGCCUGUGGGCGCUCUGCGUUUCCAGCCUCCUGUUCCCUACAAUGGCUCCGCAGUCAUCAAUGGCUCAGCAUUUAGUACCCUCAAAGCGAAGACUGCUUGUCAGUCAAUGUUUGGACCAAGCCGCAAGUUGGCGAGCGGAAGAAAGCCAUCCUUGUUUGGGUACAUGGAGGCGCUUAUUCCUAUGAGGUCGGGAACAAGGACUCACGAUGCCAGUUACCGUCUUGGAAUCUUUGGGUUCCCAGGCAAUCCCGCCACCACUGCGAAUCUAGGAUUACUGGACAUGCGACUUGCCAUGGAAUGGAUUCGCGACAACGCCCCAAAGUUUGGAGGUGAUCCCAGCCGGAUUUCUGUCUUCGGUCAGUCCGCCGGCGCUGGAAUGGCAGACUUCUACGCCUACGCCUACGCUUCGGAUCCCAUUGCCAACGGCUUCGUCCUUCAAAGCGCAACGGUCGUCGGCUUCCCCGCUCUCAGCAGGAACUAUACAUCGACACGGUGGUUCAGAAUUGCGGCGGCUGUCGGCUGCAGGGCUGGCAUCAGCAACGCCACCAACUACAAACUCAUCACGGACUGCAUGAAGAACCGGACCACAGAGCAAAUCUUUGGCGCGUUUGGGCCCGAAGAGACAGGCGUCGGCUCUACGCCCGCUUUCGGGCCCGGCGUGGACGAUGUUCUCGUCUUUGAGGAUUAUACCGGUCGUCGAGCUGCCGAGGCUGGAUAUCUGAUCGGCGACAAUGCCAAUGAGGCGGGACUCUUCCGUUCGAUGCAGACGAAUAGGUCGGACGCGUACUGGAACGACUUCAACUUUAGAUACUACACCUGCGGUGACGCCAUCAGAAUCAGCCAAGCUGUGGACGAUGGGAUGCCGGCCUGGAGGUACCGGUAUUUCGGAGACUUUCCCAACCUGGCCAUCUCUACCAACCCGCCCAGCGGAGCCUAUCACGGUGCUGAAGUAAGUGUUUACACUGCUGCCCUGGUAUCGUACAUUGGAAGGUAG
Messenger RNA from Colletotrichum fioriniae, 1173 nucleotides. The record is from RefSeq and is a predicted model, not a curated record. Lineage: Eukaryota; Fungi; Ascomycota; Sordariomycetes; Glomerellales; Glomerellaceae.